AUGAACGUGUUCAGGUUCAAGCCUCAAAUGAAUGUGAUUGAGCUGCAGGAUGACAUUAAUUUGAAGUAUGCAAUUCAACCAUCUAAAGGGAGAUUGUAUAGAGCCAAGGAGGAGGCACUUCGCAUGUUGAGGGGGACUGUAACUCAUCAUUAUGGAAUGUUGAGAUCUUACAUCAGUGAAUUGAUGAGAGUGGAUAGAGAGGGAAGAUAUGAGCUACUAACUGAGGACAGAAUCUUUAAGGCAUUAUAUAUAGGAUUUAGUGCUUUAAAGAAGGGGUUUAUGGAGGGUUGUAGAAGAAUAAUUGGGUUAGAUGGUUGUUUCUUGAAGACACAUCUAGGAGGGCAGCUUUUGUGUGCAAUUGCCAAGGAUGGGAACAAUCAAAUGUUUCCAAUUGCUUGGGCUGUGGUAGAAGUUGAAAAUGAAAGCUGUUGGAGAUGGUUUCUAAAGAUAUUGCUUGAAGAGUUGGGAAUUGAGGAUGGUCUAGGAGUUACUUUUAUUUCUGAUCAACAAAAGGGGUUGCAGAAUGCAGUAAAGGAGUUGGCACCAUUUGCUGAGCACAGAAAUUGUGCUCGGCAUGUGUAUUGCAACUGGAAGAAGCAAUUCAAGGGUGCGACAUUAAAGAAUAUCUUUUGGAGGGCAGUUAGAAGUACUUAUAGAGAUGAGUUUGAUGCAGCAGUUGAGGAGAUGAGGCAAGAAAAUCAAUCAGCAUAUGAUGACUUCAUGGAGAAAGAUCACCACAGAUUCUGCAAGGUAUUUGUAUCUACUCAUUGCAAUAGUGAUAUGGUGGAUAAUAAUGUGAGUGAGACAUUUAAUGGUUAUAUUGUAAAGGCAAGGGGAAAGCACAUUAUUAAUAUGUUAGAAGACAUACGAGUUGCAUUGAGAGAGAGACAAUACAAGAAUUUAGAGUCUGUUAAGAAUGUGAAAGUGGGGGACAAAUUGUGUCCGAACAUCAAGAAGAAACUAGAGAAAGCCAAAUAUGACUCUAGAUUAUGUCGUGCUCAUCCUGGACUAGGUGGUAAAUUUGAGGUCCAACAUUUUGAUGAUAGAUUCAUAGUGACAUUGGGGGAUAAGUCAUGCAGUUGUAGACUCUGGGAUAUCACUGGGAUUCCUUGUGUUCAUGCUUUGUCAGCUAUUAAUUUCAUGAAAGAAGAUUCAGAUGCUUAUGUUCAUGAAUGUUAUAGCAUUGAUAAGUAUUUGAGAGCAUAUAAUUAUGGGAUGGAACCCAUAAAUGGUGAGAAGAUGUGGCCUAAAGCUGUGGGAUUGCCAGUCAAGCCACCUGAGGUUCGAGUUAUGCCGGGAAGGCCAAAGAAAAAGAGGAAAAGGGAUAGAGAUGAGAUUGAAGGGAUGAAGCCACAAUGCAAGGAGUUGCAAGAAUGA
This is a messenger RNA of Salvia miltiorrhiza (redroot sage), 1377 nucleotides long. RefSeq lists its product as uncharacterized. The record is from RefSeq and is a predicted model, not a curated record. Bases 1 to 1377 code for a protein of 458 amino acids. The transcript is spliced from 3 exons. Lineage: Eukaryota; Viridiplantae; Streptophyta; Magnoliopsida; Lamiales; Lamiaceae. Gene Ontology annotation, molecular function: zinc ion binding.